Plodia interpunctella (Indianmeal moth) is the source of this 7543-nucleotide messenger RNA. It is a transcript of the gene DNApol-zeta, whose product is annotated as DNA polymerase zeta subunit 1. Gene Ontology annotation, molecular function: nucleotide binding; DNA-directed DNA polymerase activity; DNA binding. The record is from RefSeq and is a predicted model, not a curated record. The transcript is spliced from 20 exons. Gene Ontology annotation, biological process: double-strand break repair via homologous recombination; error-prone translesion synthesis. Bases 192 to 5339 code for a protein of 1715 amino acids. NCBI's taxonomy places the organism in Eukaryota, Metazoa, Arthropoda, Insecta, Lepidoptera, Pyralidae. Gene Ontology annotation, cellular component: zeta DNA polymerase complex; nucleus.
AUAACAGACCUGACGUUCAAAGUUCUAAUCAAAUUUCAAAAGAAAAGAGAGAAAAUGCGGCUAAUGGUGUGUCUGUGUUAGAUAAACCGCCUUAUCGAAAAUAAAUAUGAUUUUUAUUAUAUUUAAAGGGUGAUAAUGAGAAUAAUUAAUUUAAGGAUUAAGAAUAUCUUACAACAAUAUUUAUAAUAAGCAUGGAAGCUCAAUCUGUUAGUGGCACAAAACCAGAAUUCUCAGUUCGCAUAGCAGUAUGUGAUCAUUAUUUGACUAAGCCCUUUCCCGGCCUAGAUGUUAUUUACUCAGAUUUUAGAGGGGCUGAUAUCAAACAGGUGCCAAUUCUGAGAGUGUUUGGGCCCACACCGGAUGGACACAAAGCAUGUCUUCAUAUACAUGGUGUUUUCCCUUAUUUCUACAUACCAUGCCCAACACCAAAUCCAGAACCACAAUUUUUGUAUCAGAUAGCAGCCAGUUUGGAUAAAGUAUUAAACAUUGCUUUAAAACAAGCCACUUCUGUACAGCAGCAUGUUUAUAGGAUAUCAUUGGUGAAAGGACUGCCAUUCUAUGGAUUUCAUGAUAAAGAUCAUCUUUAUUUAAAAGUAUUUUUGUACAAUCCUGGAUUGAUCAAACAAGCGGUAGAGCUAUGCAGUAAUGGAGCUAUUUUAGGACAGCCCUUUCAGCCUCAUGAAUCACAUCUCAACUUUACUCUACAAUUCUUUAUAGACUUCAACCUUUUUGGAAUGAGUAACAUAGAUUUACAAUCUGUGACAUUUCGUAAAACAGGGCUGUCUCAAGACAGUAAUGAGCCUGUGGAAAGUCUUGAUAACAAAUUCCUCAAAGCAGAGAGCUCAUGUUUUUAUGAAGCUGAUUGUAUUGCAUGUCACAUCGUCAACAGACAAAGAAUAGGAAGAGGAGAUGGUAUAGAAAACCCAGGUUUAGAAGAAGUAUGGAAUCAGGAGAAAGAAAGACGAAAACAACUAAACAUGUCAAUGGCUUCAAAAUCAUUGUCCCAAAUUAGACUUAAAGCUGAGGAAACUGAGUCACAUUACAAAUAUGAGCAAAUGUUCUUGAUUAAAAUAUCAAAUGAUAUAAAUAAUCCUGUGAAAAUUGAAAAUGAACCUCAAGUAGAAAAGGAAAAAGUUUAUUAUCCAGCUGAAAGUAUGGAAGGCUCUCAGUUGUUUGAUGCUGUGGAUGUCAGUGUACAUUUGCCCGAUCGGAGACAUUCUAUUACUCUCAGUGACACAUUCAGAAAAGAUUCAGAUGAGACUCUAACAGAAGAUGCUGAUAAUACUAUAGUUGAUGAAAAUGUUGCCUUGAACUGUAGUUUUCAUUACAGUCAAGUGUUAUUAAACAGUGAAGAUUUAGAUCUAGUUGACAUGUUACAAGACAUGGAUCAACAACCUGUUGAAAAUGACAGUAUUAUGUGCACCCCGGCUGAUGAUAACAAAGAGGGGAGCGAUGCUGACGAUGCUGAGUAUUCACAGGCCUUCAAUGAGGAAACUGUGUUGAUGGAGAUGUACAAGAGUAAAGAUGGACUGGUUGGAAAUGAAUCUUCUUGGAAUGAUUCUUUUUGGGAAGGUGCAAAUAUACCACAGUUAGACGGCACUUGUGAUGAUGAUCAUGUGAAAAAAGUUAGAAAAAGAAAAAUGAGACACUUAAAAUUGGGUCUAUCACGGCCUAAAAAGAAAUCAAGCUCUAAUGAAAUAGGUAAUGAGACAAGUUUUAAUAAAGACGAAAGCGAUUGUGAUGAAAUAAACGCUUCUAGAGAAACUAUCGAUAGCAUUUCAAGUCUGCAUUUAAGGAAAGUUGUCAAGACUGAGCCUCACAGCUUUUCAGAAAAUUGUAAUGAGACUAAUGCGGAAGAAACAUCUAUAAUGAACUUAGUAGAUAAGAUAUCUUUAAAGCAUAAUAAUGAAUCAAACAUCGCAGAAUCUUAUGAUAUUAAAAAUAAAUUUAUACCGGAAGCAGGCACUUCACAUGUAAGUAAAGAAAAUGAUAUAAAAGAUGAUAUAAUAAAAGAUUCGAAUGAUUCAAUUUUUACUGAAGAUACAUUCGAGUCAUCUUUUGAUAAUAAACAGGGUAUUAUGAGUUUUUAUGAUAUGUCUAAAGUGUUCGAUGUAUCAUUACAAAACAACAAUCUAAGUUUUAAUGAUGAUGAGACUGAAAAUAACAUUCGGAAUUCUGCGAAAAAAAAUGGAAACAUUGAUAUAGAUGUUAAAAAUAUCAACGUCAUAAAAACUGAAGCAGUAGCUAUUGUAACUCCGAAAAUAAGACCGCCAACAAAGAACUACAUACUAUCAUCACUAGAAAAGUACAAUAUUCCUAAAGUUAAAAAUAUGCAGCCAUUUUAUUCAGAUCACAAAGAUGUGGGCGAUAAAGUAGAAAUAGGACAAAUGAUAAUUAAGUUACAAAGUAAGCUAUCGAAAGAUCAGAAACCUCUAGAAAAAGUGUUAGACACAACAAGUAUAGAGGAGUGGCGCCAGUUAAUUUUUAUGCAGAAUAAUGAAAUGUCUGAAGAUACUGCAAAACCCGAGGUAUUGAAAUCACUUCUAAGUGGCAAUAAAAAUACUAUAUUGGAACCGAUAAAUAGGCCUCCGACUAAGUUUCAAAUAAUAAAAUCCUUAGAGGAAACGCAAGAACAGAAACUAGAGAAUAAAGUUGAUAAGGAGAUCAGUAAAAAUUUAGAUGAUCUAGAGAAUUCCCAAGCUAUAGGACUGAAUGCAGACGAAAUUAAUAAUAGCAUAAGCUUAGGAAGUCAGGAUAGGCCAAAUGAAAAUAGUACUCUUCAAAUAACAAUGCAGCCUGAUGGUUCAUAUUUGUGCUUUGGUGGCAGUGAGAAUAAAAACGAGAACACACUCGAAACUCCAGCGGUUGAAGUCGAUUUUCUGACAAUAAUGCUAACAGAAGUUCAGACAACAGUGAGAGAAGAUUUUCACCCAGACCCAAUGUUGGACCCCAUUCAGGCAAUAUUCAUUAUGGUCACCAACGACUGCCCACCUGAGCAUUUCCUUGCAAAAUCUAUAACACAAAUUAUAGCAAUAGAUAAUUUGACACCUCCGAAAAUAUUAGACAAAUGCGUUUUCAAUGUAAACGUUACGUAUGUGAAUAAUGAAAGUGAAUUGUUGGAACUGCUUAUUGAGAUAGUAAAAAAACAUGAUCCAGAUAUUAUGUGCGGGUAUGAAAUAGAAAUGAACUCUUGGGGUUACAUUUUGGAGAGGUCUCAAGUUCUCGGUUUGGAGAUGCCCAGAGAAAUUUCUAGAAUUACUGAGAAGUAUAGACAGAAGAAAUGGAGGGGGGAAGACAAUGAUAUGACGGGUAAAAUUAUUGGAAGGAUCUGUUUUAAUGUGUGGAGAUUGUUCCGUCAUGAGCUUGCUUUGUCGAGUUAUAGUUUUGAGAAUUGUAUGUAUGAGGUGUUAAAGGAAAGAGUUCCGAAAUACAGUUACGCUCAAUUGGCGGCGUGGUGGAAUCAUGAGUCGAGGAUGUUGAGAUGGGUUCCCGUUGAAUAUUACAUAACCAGGCUCACUGGAACUGUAAGGAUGCUGGAGAAGCUAGAUAUUAUAAAUCGUACCUCUGAACUAGCUCGUCUAUUUGGGCUUCAAUGGUGGGAAGUCCUAUCUCGCGGUUCACAAUUCCGCGUGGAGUCGCUGAUGCUGCGCGCGGCGCGACCUCUCAAUUUGGUCGCGUUAUCUCCUACGGUCAAGCAACGAGCGGCUAUGAAAGCACCCGAGUGUUUACCACUUAUAUUUGAGCCAGAGUCGCGCUUCUACUCAGACCCAGUAAUAGUGCUGGACUUCCAAAGUCUAUACCCCUCCAUGAUGAUAGCAUACAACUACUGCUUCUCCACUUGCAUUGGUCGAGUACAAAACAUUAAUGGGGAAUCCGCCUACGAAUUCGGCGCUUGGCGUCUCCGCAUACCAAAAGCAAAAUUAGAAGCCCUAGUGAAAAAGGGGCUUGUCCACUGGUCUCCAGUGGGCGUUGGAUUCGUCAAGUCGUCCGUCCGACGCGGUGUGUUACCAGCUUUAUUGAGGCGUAUACUAGCGGCUAGACAAGCUGUGAAGAAGGGGAUGAAGAUGCAGACUGAUGAGGCAGUCAAGAAGGCCAUGCAUUCGAGGCAAUUAGGGCUGAAGUUGAUAGCGAACGUGACAUACGGGUAUACGGCGGCUAACUUCAGUGGUCGGAUGCCGUGUGUUGAAGUAGCGGAUAGCGUGGUCUCCAAGGGUAGGGAAACUUUGGAGCGGGCCAUACGACUUGUGAGGAACGGGAGUUGGAAUGCAAAGGUGGUGUACGGCGACACGGAUUCCAUGUUCGUGGUGGUCCCAGGUGGUACUCGAGCGGAAGCGUUCGCUAUUGGCCAGCAGAUCGCUGACGCCGUCACCGCAGACAACCCGUCACCUGUGGCGCUUAAGUUAGAGAAGGUAUACCAACCCUGUAUACUUCAAACGAAGAAGCGCUACGUGGGCUACAUGUACGAGAGCCCUGAUCAAGAACACCCCGUGUAUGAAGCUAAGGGCAUCGAGACUGUUCGCAGGGACGGGUGCCCGGCGGGUGUUAAGAUGCUGCACCGCGCGCUAUGCACUCUAUUCUCGACCGGGGACAUGUCUCAAGUCAAACGCGAGGUAGUGUCGCAGCUGUCGCGGCUGGCGGCCGACCAGCUGCCGAUACAGGAACUGUUCUUCACGAGGGAGUACCAUGGACCCACUGGGUACAAACCGGGCGCCGUCGCUGUACCCAAUGAAAUUGCCAAACGCAUAGCCCGCAUCGACAGGCGCGCGACGCCGACGGCGGGCUGGCGGCUGCGCUGGCUGGUGUCGGCCGGGCCGCCGGCCGCGCCGCUGGCCCGCCUGGCCCGCACGCCGCGCGACCUCCUCGCUGACCCCAAGCGACCCCACGUGGGGUAUUACGCUACUAGGGUGCUGCUGCCCCCGCUGCAUCGAUGUCUGUCGCUAUUGGGGGUCGACGUUUUUAAAUGGUGGUGUGAACUGAGCUACGGUCGCACGUCCAGCCACCACCGGCACGCUGUAACCAGCGGCAUCGCGCGCUACAUGUGGCGCCGCCGCUGCGCGCUGUGCGGCGCGCGCGGCGCCCGGCCGGUGUGCGACCUCUGUGCGGCGGACGGACGGCCUGUGCUCGCGAUGGCGCACAGGCUUAAUGUCGCGCAGACACGGCUGCGGCAGUGUCAGACGAUCUGUAUCUCUUGCUGCGGUCACAGGGAAUACAACAGCUGCGAGAACACAGAAUGCCCAUUGCUUUGGAGGAGAUUGACCGCGCGGGAGAAAUUGGACGAGGUUAGAGAUAUCGUAUCCAAUCUACCCGCUGGAUUUUGUAAUGAGAGUCUAGAUUUUUAAUCAUGUUAUUUUUACACCAAGAUAUUAUUACAGCUAUCAGUUUAACUCAGUCCCAGAGUUAUAUUUCAGUUAAACAUAUUUUGUUUGCCAGUUAUGUCAGUGUUAAAUAUUGUAGUAAGAUAGGGAUAAAACCAUUUAUAGGUAAGCUAUAGGUAAGACGAGUCAUUCCCGAGAACCUUUUUGAUCCAAAGUACAUACAUGUAUUGAUAUCCGUUCAUCGGUAGUCCAACCUCCUUUGCGCACUGAAAGGUAUAUUUAAAUUUACGUUGUUGAGUAACAAACUUUCGCGUCUAAAACGUAAUUCAAAUGACUGAACCUAAAUAUUUUUAAACAUAUUACUUGCCUUUUAGAUAUAAGUUGUAUUAUAAUUUUAAAUACUGUAUGCCUAGAAGGGCAAACUGUACAACUAUAUCUUGUAUGUACCACUUAAUUAUGUAACGACACAGUUAUCACAAUAAAUAUUAUUAUACAAAUAUACCGAUGAGAGACAGUAAUUUAUGCACCUUGCAUCAAAAAGUUCUUGGGAGUACUAGGUGUAUUAUCUGUAGCUUCAUUGAAUGAAAGUCAGAAAGAUAGUAGAAAUGUCCAUAAUGUUGUUGACUAACAUGAUUGUUCAUUAAUAUCUAUGUAUUAAACCGUAAUUAAGAUGUCAUAAAUGCAUAUUAUAUUAUAAGGUCUUUUUUAUGUGAUUGAUACAAUACUAGUAUUGAAGAUUGUCUUUUCUUAUAUUUGAAUUAAUAAUUAUGUCUGAAGUAAAUUUAUUGUAAGUUAAAGAAAAAUUAAAGUAUUUAUUAAAUCACAUUUAUUUUUAUAAUAAAGUAAUUUAUACACAAAUGCCCUUCUUUAUUAUUUCUAAAUUGUUAAGAAAACUUUGAUUUGAUUUGUGAGUUGCAGUAAAUGAUUCCAUAUUUUUACAAAUUUGUAGCUGCUCCUCUUUUGUACAUAAUUGAACCAUUGUCAAUACUAGGUUUAAUAGUACAGUAACUGUUGUAUCAGCCUCGCUCGUCACAAAUAGUAUUUUUAAUAACAGCGACAACAUCUUUUGGUCUGACGCCAGUCUCCACACACACCAGCAAUGCUUCAGCCAUACGGAGAGACACUGAAAAGAUCAUUUUCAUUUUGACUUGUACCAUAGAAACAUGAUAAUGUAAUUUAUGACUACUUCUGACCAGGAGGCUUACCAUCAUCUCUUAUUGCGAUGCAGUUCACGACCUAAACUGAUCUACAUCGCAAAUAAGUACCAUCACAUAACAUAUUAGUUUUCAGUAUGAAUAUGAUUAAUUUUACGUUCCUAAAUUGAACUGAGUUGCAUUUGAAUUGAUCUGCAAGAGUUGAUGGUAGGCCUGCAGGCCCCAUUACAUAGAUUUUGACAUUCAAUGUACACAAAACAAUUGGGUUGGGCUUUUAAUUGAUCAAUUUUAUUUAUAUAACAUUCAGUGUGCUUUACCUCUAAAACAUCUUGCAACAUAAUCUCAGCUACUGCCUCAUUACUGCACACAUCCAAAGCAUCACAGACAACUGAUUUGAACAGUUUCCUCUUGAUACAGUGCACCCCAUGCAUCUCAAUCAUCUGCCUUGUGAAGUUAAAACAAACUGCCUUUCUGUACAAGUUUGAUUCUGUGUGCAUUUGGUCCAGUAUUGUUUUGUAGAUUUCAUCAGUUUUUGUCACCUGAAUUAGAAUAAGAUAGAAUAUUAUUUAAACAGAUAUCAAUCAGGAAAAUAUAUACUGUUCGAUAUAAAUACACCUCCCGAGCUAAUAAAACAUACUUCUUUUUCAUAAAUUAUAAAUAUACCCUGUUCAUGCACAAAAUAGAUUUAUUAGAAUACAUACUGGCAAAGAAGCUAAAAAGAAAACAGAACCUUUAUAUCUGAUGGUAGCAUCGAGAGCAGCUUCAGCAAACAAGGCAAGGUUAACUUGGUUACUUCUAUAUCUUUUUCAACUAAACAUUUCUUUAAACUUCCAUAAAUAACCUCAUAAUAGUUUCCUUGGCUGAAGUCUGAUGAUGUCUGUAAAUAUGAGAAAUAAUGCUUAUUUAAUUGCUAUUUAUUGACCUAAAUAUUUUGUGAUAAAGCUAUUUAGUUUCUACACCUAGAAUCAAUCUAUCUGUGUGUGAUUGAGAGUUGAUAUAAUUUCUUAUGUACUAAAGCAUGAAAAUGAUCUUAUGGAGAAUCAGACAAAAUAUACUGAUACAAUAAGUAAACUA